Molecule: messenger RNA, 737 nt
Organism: Cornus florida
Lineage: Eukaryota; Viridiplantae; Streptophyta; Magnoliopsida; Cornales; Cornaceae
Product: vegetative cell wall protein gp1-like
Exons: 2
Coding region: 124-471 (115 amino acids)
Source: RefSeq, a predicted model, not a curated record
UAUAUAGCAUAAUACUAUAACCUCCUGUGUUCAGUUCGUCGUUGGUGUCAUAUAACAAAACACAUAAAAAUAACAAGAAAAGCUUCUUCGACCUCUUCUUCUAUCAUCAUAUGCAGCUUGUUGAUGAUUUGGAUUGUCAUGGUUUCACCUGUACUCUCUGUCGGCUCAAGUGGAAAACCUCUCAAGCCUGGGGCGUCCUGUUCUCGUUCUAAGUAUGGUAGUUGCAUAAUCCCAGUCAAACCUAAACCCUGUUCUCCGUAUAAUAGAUGCCGAGAUAGGCCUUCAGCUCCAGUUAAGCCUACGCCUCCGGCCCCUGUUGCACCUCCAGCUCCAGUUAAGCCUACGCCACCGCCCCCUGUUGCACCUCCAGCUCCAGUUACACCUACGCCUCCGGCCCCUGUUGCACCUCAGCCUCACCGAAGGUGUGGAGCGCUUCAUCAUUGCAGACCUCCAAUCGCUGGUAAACCAUAAAACUGAAACAAGCGAAGCAGCUGCCAAUUAAGCAUGUUUGUGGAGGGAAUAUUAGUGGUUUGUCAUCUAUUAUAUAUUGAGAUGUGGGAGUGUGUAUUAAUAGUAUUAUGCAUGGUUUGGGGUGGGAAUAUUAGUGGCUUGUGAUCUAUUAUUGAAAUUUGAGUGUGUAUUAUGCAUGGUUUGGUUUUAUACAUUUAGCCAAACUAAUAAUAAUGUGUCCAAUGUAUGUGACUAUGUUUUUCAACUCAAUUUGGAUUUUCCUUUUA